This is a messenger RNA of Gasterosteus aculeatus aculeatus (three-spined stickleback), 2499 nucleotides long. RefSeq names its product angiotensin II receptor, type 2 (gene agtr2). Gene Ontology annotation, cellular component: external side of plasma membrane; membrane. NCBI's taxonomy places the organism in Eukaryota, Metazoa, Chordata, Actinopteri, Perciformes, Gasterosteidae. Gene Ontology annotation, biological process: immune response; positive regulation of cytosolic calcium ion concentration; neutrophil chemotaxis. The record is from RefSeq and is a predicted model, not a curated record. Gene Ontology annotation, molecular function: C-C chemokine binding; C-C chemokine receptor activity.
GGCUGGCCUGUGUCCAGGUACAGCACGGUCUGUCGGCUACGAUGAAGAUGGGACGUGGAAGCAACUUCCCUGUUGUGCAAUCUUCACGAGGCUCCUGGGGGCUAUAAGACCUCCUGAACCUCAUCUGGUUUCUCAGAGCCUUCAGUCAGUUUACUCCACACUAACACACACACACACAGACCCACACAAACACAGAGGCAUGAUGUGGUCCGGGGUACUCGGUUGUGCAGAUUUCUCUUGAAGGGUCGAGGAGCAGUUGUCAAGACAUGGACUUUAGUCAAAAUAACUAUUGAAUGCUUCACUGCUUGGACAAGAGGCUCAAACCCUCACAGCAGACCUUGAAAAACUGAAAGGGGGGGGAAGUGAAAUUGUGUGACGCAAAGAGUACAUAAAAUCCCCAAAUGGCCAUCCCAAAUGACCUCUCCCUAUUCAACUCCACCUCCCCCCACUAUUCAAUGACAGAGAUCUAUUCGAAUGCCUCUGUAGCGCCCUCUGCUCCCGUCUGCUCGGACUGGCCUCCUGUGCCCAUAACCACGGUCAUCCCCGCCGUCUACAGCGCUAUCUGCGCGCUGGGCAUCGUGGCCAACGCCCUGGCGGUGUGGGUGUUGGCCAAUGCCAGAGCUUCCAGGAGAACCGUAGCGAACACUUUCAUGCUGAACCUGUGCGUGUCCGACCUGCUGUUCCUGCUGUCCCUCCCGCUGUGGGCCGUCUACUACUCCCGGGGCUACAGCUGGCCCUUCGGCCAGGUUGCCUGCAAGGUCUGCGGAGCUCUCCUCCACCUCAACCUCUACGCGUCCAUCUUCUUCAUCACGUGCAUGAGCAUGGACCGCUACCUGGCCAUCGUGCGUCCGCUCCGCUCCCAGAGCGCGCGAUACCCCAAACGCGCCAGGCUCACCUGCAUCCUGGUGUGGCUGCUAGCAUGUGCUUGCUCGGCCCCUAACUUGUAUCUGAGGGACACUUACUUUGUGGAGGCGCUUGGCGUGAAGGCCUGUGGGAUUGGCUACCCUGAUCAUACCUGGUACCUGACCCUGGCCUGGAUGAAAAUUGUUUUGGCCUUCCUGCUGCCACUGUUUGUCAUCUCCUGUUGUUACUCUGCUAUUGGUCGACAUUUGGUGGCUGAUACAGGGCUGGGAAGAAUGGAGACUCCUUUGCAGCGCCCUAGCAUGCCCUCUUUUAAAUCCCUCGAGUCCAAGGAGAGCUGCAGUAGACCAGAGAGACCUCCGCCCCCAUGUGCAGCUCCCGGCUCCAGAAAGGGCAGGCCCCUGGAGGGCAGGGGGCUUGAGCGGGUGUUGUGGACUGUAGCUUCUGUGGUCCUGGCCUUCUUCAUCUGCUGGUUCCCUUUCCACUGCGUAACCUUCUUGGACGUGCUGAAGAACGAUGGCUGGGUGGACAGCUGCUGGGUAAACUGGACCGUCCACAAUCUCACACCGCUGACCCUCUGCUUAGGAUUCUCCAACUCUGCCAUCAACCCGGUGCUCUACUGCUUCAUCGGGAACCACUUUCGGGGUCGUUUGGGGGGCCUCUGCAAGGGCCUUUGGGCUUGCCUGAAGGCCCAGGGGGAAGAUCACAGUCACAACAGGGGCUCUUUUAGCACUAGGCUGAGCUCCUUCUCUCGAAAACUUGGUGACCUGAAAGACCUGGCGGAUGUAGAGCCCUCUGGUCCUACCUAACCAGCCCGAUGGAGGGCAGCCUUUCCCUCCCGGCAUCUGGCUUCACACUCGAGAGUGAUGGCAACGUCAUGUGACUGCUGAACUCCAUGGAAAUGGAGCUGUAACUACAACCAAUUGAAUCUAAUUCCAGCAAAGUUUAAUGAUUGCCUUACAUAAACAGACAAAAAGUUAAUACAAAAGAUGAAGCUGAGAAUUUUCAAGUUUUUAGUCUGGUAGCAAAAGAGUGUAAGAAAUUGAAGAUAAACAUUUCAUGUCUUUAAUGCUGAAGCAUUCAGCUGUAUUUAGCCAAUAUAUUUUAGAAAUCCACUGUACACAAUACUCUCAGCUCAUAAUCAAACACAGUUAGCGACUAGCUGGUGAACAAAGUGGAAUAUUAAGGUUCAUGGUUGCAGAAAUAUAAACCUAUAGGGAGUAAUUUACAGCUACCCCGCUAAGCUAAGCUAAUGAUGUUGUAGCAGCCGAUGUUCCGCUGCCGUUACUUUCCUUCUUUGUAAUGGUUGGAUUUAGCUUCUUUCACAUGUAUAUGGCAGGAUAAACUUCAUCUAAAAAAUAAUGAGAUAAUUUAUACAAUGAUAUGAAUGAGUUAAUUUAGCUUUUCCUAAGGCUAGCUGUGGCUAUCUUAACAGCCUUGAAGUUUUGCAAACCAUGUUGUUUUCUCAGAAAUGACCCACUUCUGGAGCAUUGAUGUUCAUUUUUGGGACCAUAUGUAAUCAUAUAAUGUGUAACAAUUUUAUUGUAUUGUUAUGUGAAGAAGAAAAUUAAAAUGACUGCAUUUUUUGACUAUAAACACGAAGAAAAAAUAAAGUUAACAAUAGUUCCCUAAAUGUCA